Molecule: messenger RNA, 5379 nt
Organism: Ictalurus furcatus (blue catfish)
Lineage: Eukaryota; Metazoa; Chordata; Actinopteri; Siluriformes; Ictaluridae
Product: membrane-associated phosphatidylinositol transfer protein 3-like
Exons: 19
Coding region: 1240-3810 (856 amino acids)
Biological process (GO): phospholipid transport
Cellular component (GO): cytoplasm
Molecular function (GO): phosphatidylcholine binding; phosphatidylcholine intramembrane carrier activity; metal ion binding
Source: RefSeq, a predicted model, not a curated record
UCUCAUGGUUUCAGUCGGUCAUACUUACUGGGAUCAUACCUAUUCAUUACAAUUUCUACCUAGUGGUGAUAACAAACAGCCUUUUCACCCUUUUCCUGGAAACUUAGCCCAUCUCCCACCAGUCACACCUGUGAACAGACGUUUUUUUUUUUUUUUUUUUUUUUUUUUUUUUUUAAGUUUGUAAAGCUUUGGAAAGGUUUAAAGUGUUAUAAUGUUGGAAUCCAAUGGAUUACGUCCAGUUGAAACAAUUCAAAAUGUUUUAUUUUUGUAGACUUAAAGCUUGUUACCAAAUUUCACCCUAAAAGAUUCCUAUAGGAAUUGUCUUAUGUCUUAUAGGACAAGACAUAUCUAUCCUGUAGGACCACUUCUAUGGUAUUUUUGGCUUCCUAUUCAGGUUAUAUGGGAAUUCAAUACCAUAUUCUCAAGAAUCCUAAUGGUGCACUUUUCCACUGUAGAUUUUUUUAUUGUCAGCACUGUAUAUGUAAGCUUUAAAUAAAAGAAACUUUUUAAAAAUAAUUCCAUGAAUUAUUAGCCAUUAAUGACUAAUACAGAUUAAGAUGGUUUCUUAAGAUGUAUAGUAAUAGGAUAUGUAUAUAUAAGAAAGUCUUUUAGGAUUUUAAAACUCCCAAUGUAAAUUCCAAUCACUUUUCAAUAACAAGAUAUUAUUUCCAAUAAAUUACAAGUAGAGUUCCUUCAGGAGAAACUGAAAUUCCGAUAGGAUUUUUGACAUGGGAUUGUAUCAACGUGGUGUCACAGUGAGAGGACUGUAUUUUGAUAUGAUACAAUGUUCAUUUUCGAGGCGAUACAGUGAACAGAAAUGAAAUGAGCAAAGCUGCCUCGUGUAUGCUGAGGCAGUCAAACAUCACGCGCUAUACACACGCUGGGAGAGUCUGUGUGAUGUCUGAACACGUAGGCCUACUAAAGCCUGUAUGUGUAUGUGUGUGCGUGUGCGGGUAUGCGUGCGUGCGUGUGUGUGUGUGUGUGUAAUUCAACAGAAGUCAUGUUUUAAUCCUUCAUGAGUCUCGCGCCCUACAGAUAUCCUGAAGCUGCCUCCCUCCUGCACUGAAACGUGCUCGCGCCCAAAUUAACUGACACUGACGGCUUGGGAAAACACAAGCGCACGCACAUACGCACACACACACACACCUUCGCGGAACGGCUAAUCAGGCAAAAAGGAAAGUGAAUUUAAGCAAGCACAUUGCUUCCGACUUUCGGACAAAGCAUAUCACCCAAGAGUCUAUGGACAGCUCCGAUGAUGAGUUUUAUGAUGCCCGAGAGAGUCUGUGCCAUAAUGGUAAGCACAGGUGUAUCCCUCAGAGUGGCAUUGAAGGCCUAGAAGGCAGUAGGACAAAGUGUAAGACUCAGGUGCUAAUAUUGGUGGUGCACGGGGGGAACAUUCUGGACCCAGCCAGUGGUGACCUCGGGGCAAAGGCUGCAGAUGUGGCCACUCUGUCCUCAGUGCUGGGGAAAGUGGCACAGGCGCACUUUGAGGCCGCUACACAGAAAAUACUAAUCAAACUGGUGCCGUGUCCUGCUGUAUGUGCAGAGGCCUUUUCCCUGGUUUCCAAUCUGAACCCCUAUAGCCAUGAUCAGAGCUGUGUUUCGAGCAGUGUAGACCACCUACCACUAGCAGCACUCCCACUUCUUGCUGUUGCAUCACCGCACUAUCAGGACUCUGUGGCAAGCAUCAUCUCCCGAGCCAAUGAGGUCUACCGCAGCUUCUUACAAUCUCCAGAUGGACAAGACUUCACUGGUCAGGUGUGUCUGUUGGGUGACUGUGUGGGUGGCGUGCUGUGUUUUGAUGCCCUCUGUUUCAGCAACAGCCCACAAAAUGACAGUCCUAGUCACAGAGGGAGACACAACAGUAUGGAGAGCCUAAGGGAUAACCCUGGACUUCUGGGAGAGGAUGACUGUGGCCUGAGCUCUAGCAAGCGCCUAAGCAAGAGCAACAUUGACAUUUCUUGUACCACUGACCCCACCAACAGCCAGCAUCCAUUUCACAGCAGUCAGGUCCGGGAUGGAAUAGACCCAAGAUUGGGAGGGAGCAGUCCAGGAUGGAAUCCAGGCCGUUUUGUCUUCGAGGUGUCAGAAUGUUUCCUGCUAGGCUGUCCACUUGGACUAGUGUUAGCCAUGAGACGCACUGUUCUUCCUUCAGUCAAAGUGACUCAGAUGCAGCCUGCCUGCUCUCAGAUCUACAACCUGUUUUACCUCUCCGACCCGUCAGCCUCCAGACUGGAGCCUCUUCUGCAUUCUUCUUUUCACCAGCUGCCUCCAUUCCCUGUUCUACGAUACCAGCUCUACCCACUAGGAGAUUGCUGCUCUACCUUCAUUGUUGAUGAGAUUCAUAGCCACCCUGAUGUGUUCCUGGAUGGAGGCCCUGCUCCCGGUGGUGCUGCAUUCUCCUCCUGUGUGGAUGAAGCAGAGAUGGCAAUGAAGCAGGAGGUUGAUGAUGACAGCGAGCCCUCCGGCUGUAGGGAGAACAAGCUGAGCCUCACCAUCGCCAACAUCUCCAGUAGCUGGUGGGGCUCUAAACGGCUGGACUAUGCACUUUAUUGUCCGGAUAUAUUGACUGCAUUCCCCACUGUGGCUCUGCCUCAACUUUUCCAUGCCUCAUAUUGGGAAUCUACUGAUGUUGUGGCCUUUCUACUCAGAGUGGUGAUGCAGUGUGACUCUGUGAAGACUCAGCAGGCAGACAGGUUAGACCCCACUUGCUUUUCCCCUUCCAGCCUCAGAGAGAAAUGGCUACGAAGACGCACACAUGUUAUGUUAAGGAACAUUACUGCCAACCACAGAGUGAAUGAUGUCAUUGUGACUGAGGAAAGGCCGCAGACUCUGGUUGGUCGCUUCAUGUACGGCCCCCUGGACAUGGUAACUCUGACAGGAGAAAAGGUGGAUGUGUAUGUGAUGACUGAACCACACUCAGGAUGUUGGGUGUACUUUGACACCAAAAUCACCAAUAGUAGCGGCAGAGUGUCCUACACUAUACCUGACAGCAAAAAAUUCCCUGUGGGAGUUUACCUUAUUAAAAUGGUUGUUAGGGGAGACCAGACAAGUGCAGAAGCUUUCCUGACUGUGCUGCCACAGGGAAUGGAGUGUGUAGUAUUUAGCAUUGAUGGGUCUUUUGCUGCUAGCGUCUCCAUCAUGGGCAGCGACCCUAAAAUGCGGGCAGGUGCUGUGGAUGUGGUCAGACACUGGCAGGACCAGGGAUAUCUGAUCAUCUACAUCACUGGGCGUCCUGACAUGCAGAAACAGAGGGUUGUAUCAUGGCUUUCCCAGCACAACUUCCCACAGGGCAUGAUCUUUUUCUCCGAGGGGUUGGUGCAUGACCCACUGCGCCAGAAAAGCAUCUUUCUUAGGAAUCUCAUUCAGGAGUGUCAUGUUAAUAUCAGUUUGGCCUAUGGCUCAGUGAAGGACAUCUCCGUCUACACCAUGUUGGGUCUCAGCCCUAACCAGAUAUAUAUAGUGGGCAGACCAUCCAAGAAAUACCAAAACCAAUGCCAGUUCCUCAGUGAGGGUUAUGCCAUACAUUUGUCCUCACUGCAGUUUGGCCACCAGGUCAGAUCCCAGAAGACCGCAUCAAUGCACAUGAUGCUGCGUAAUAGCUCUUUUGGCCUUUUAACAAAGCCAGACUUUCUUCCCAAGCGCACACUCUUGCGACGUACCAUGUCUGUGCAGCCGGCUGAGCUACCCAAGACACUGAUUCCUAAACCAGAGCGCUCCCAAAGCCAGCCUGAGUAUGAUAAAGACCAAAAGUUUGGAGGAGGAAUGUUUGUUCUGGGGGGCAUGCACUUUGGUAAUACCACUCCCUGACCACAGUGAGAGCGAAGGAGAGACAAGAGGAGAGAACAAUGUCCAGCUGCAGAUCCAAUGAUGGAGGUCUGAGCUGAUGUCAGAACAGAGUGUCCAGUAUGUUUGUGAGGAAGAUGCAGUGGCUGUCAUUACGCAGUCCUCACCAUUAGUAUGUAGAGGCCACUUUCAAAAUUUUGACCAGUCAAUCUCCUUCUUCUGUGUAGCAGCACUGUGGUCAAUAAGAACUCUUCAUUUUUAUAUUUAUAUUUCAAUAAAAUGUUAGUAUGUAAUUUUGUACACUUGCAUUGCCAUGUGCUUUUGUAUGAUUCGAAAUCUGUGAUUAAAGAUUGUAAUGCAGGUGUUGUUUUUGGUCCUAUUUAGAUUACAAAGUGAUAAGAUUUUAGUUUGUUACAGUGACAGAGUGAAUGAUCUGUUACUAUAUGUAAUCAGUGCAUGUGUGUCUGGACAUGUAUCUUUGUUCAAAAAGGUUUUGUAAUGAGUUUUUGAGCCAAGGCUUUUGACAGCUUUGCUAUUUUGAAGGACCCUUCAAGGACAAAACUUUAAAUGUUUGAAUGAAUUAUAUUUAUUUCCACAUAGAAUAAACCUCAUUUAUGACAGUAGCAAAUAUUUGUAAACUAAAGAACCAAAUUGUUAGAUUAAGCUAGAGCAGUUCAAAGUAUAGUAGUACCACAAAUCAUUCAAUACCAAAAUUGAAGUAAAGAGAGAGAGAAAAAAGUGUUAAACUGAUUAAAUUAGUUCCCACUCAAUAAUCAUUCAUUUAUUCUUUCAUUCAUCUUCAGUAAUCAAUUUAUCCUGGUUGUGGAGCGUAGACACCGAUCCAUCGCAGGCAAGUGUAAUCGAUGUUAUCUAUCUGGCUGUCUUGCCUGGCACUAGAAGAUGCUUCUCUGUAGAUGCUCUUACAAGAAUCUCUGUGCAGAGACUACAGCAACAAAUGUUUUAUCAUUGAAUAUCAGUGCAAUAUGAUUUUUGACAGCAUACAGUGUUUAAUAUCCAACCCAAAUCCAAUCCAACCCAUAUUUCUGUAAUUUCUUAUGUUUUCAUACAAAGUUAGCAAUAGGUUUGUUUUAAUGGUUUUUUUUUUAAAUAUAAUUUUUUAAACAUUUUUAUUUGUGUUGUUACAUAUAUUUGUGCAUAUACUUGACAGAAGUGCCUAAGUUAAAAAUGCUUAACUUUAAAAUUUGUGAAAAUGAAAAUAUUGGAAUGGGACUUGUGUAAAAAAUGUGUUCAGCCCCAUUUUCACAUUUGCUUGUGUCAAUGCUCAUUUAUUUCUGCAUUCGAUAUUUUCAAAAAUAAUGCCAAAAACAUGAAUAAACUUACAGAAAAUGACUUGAGUGCAUUUUUUAAAGACAUCUUUUACAGUUCCAAAAGCGGUGUUCUUUUCUGUUUCUGUUUUUUUUCUGGAAUCUCUAUGUCAAGCAAUUUAUUAUACCACACACAAAAUAUGGUCUUUUACACAAAUUUUGAAGCUUAAAGUUAUCAAACAACUAAGAAAGGAUAGAAAAAUAAAUCUGAUCUCUUCUUCAUCAUACCACUUCCCGCAGUAUCAUUCUGCACUCUAGCAUUACUCAU